AUGGAUAUAAAAGGAUUUUUAGCAAAUGGCGAAUCAGCCGAGGUUAAUAUUGAUGCAUUAGGCCGAAUUAAUAGCAAGUUAUUCUCAAUGUCAGACUAUUCGUGGAAAGUUGAAACCGACUUUUUCAUAAUGAAACCAAAAUUGGCAGAAGAACAAAGUGAAUCUUUGAAAAGGUCCAUUAUCAGCCGUUCGGAACUCAUUGCUGCCUUUACUGGUACAACUGCCGAGUUUGCAGCUGAACAGUCAAGACUGCAAGUGCAGAUAGGAGUAGAUGGCCAGAGCAAGAUCUUGUUCAAAACGCAGCAGUUAAGAAGCCGGAUUGUGGAAAAAAUGUUAUCAGAAUUUCGACAGUCACAUUUUUUGUGCCCAGAUUUAGUGCUUGCAGUUUCUUUGUUAAAGCUUUUUACCACUUAUAACAUAUCUUGUCACUGUGACACUCGUAUGGGUGAGGAGUUAAAUUUGAGUUUACCUGAGCAACCAGUAAUUGCCAUACUAAGAAUUAAUAGUUAA
Enterobius vermicularis (human pinworm) is the source of this 510-nucleotide messenger RNA. NCBI's taxonomy places the organism in Eukaryota, Metazoa, Nematoda, Chromadorea, Rhabditida, Oxyuridae. The record is from the annotation of a GenBank genome assembly.